Molecule: messenger RNA, 963 nt
Organism: Amphimedon queenslandica
Lineage: Eukaryota; Metazoa; Porifera; Demospongiae; Haplosclerida; Niphatidae
Product: fibrinogen C domain-containing protein 1-like
Exons: 3
Coding region: 51-845 (264 amino acids)
Source: RefSeq, a predicted model, not a curated record
UAUUCUGAUCUCUCUUUUUCAAUAGAAGAUAUAAGUAACUCCUACUCAAGAUGAUGUUAGCUGGUAAACUGAUGUACAGUUUAAUGAUAAUAAUUGUUAUUAUUAAUACUGUCAAUGGAAACUGUCCUGAUGAUGAGAAGGAGAAGAAAACUUUUCCACUUGUUACUAACACUAGUGUUAAUGCUAUACCAGAAUGUGUAAUGCCAACUGAUUGUAAAGCAUGGAAAGAACUAGGAAAAAACCAAAGUGGAGUAUACCCUAUAACACCAGAUGAUGGACCAGCUUUCCAAGUAUACUGUGAUAUGGAGACUCAUGGUGGUGGAUGGACUGUAUUUCAGAGGAGACAAGAUGGAUCUGUUGAUUUCUAUAGAUACUGGACUGACUAUGAGAAUGGAUUUGGUGACCUUACUGGUGAGUUUUGGUUAGGAUUGAGCAAGAUUCAUCGUCUUACUAAAGAAGGAUCAAACACACUAAGAGUGGACCUGGGAGACUUUAGUAACAACAAAGCUUAUGCUAAAUACUCUACAUUUAAUGUUAGUGAUGGUAGUACUGAAUAUACACUAACAGCAGAAGGAUACUCUGGUACUGCUGGGAAUAGUCUGGCCUAUCACAGUGGAAAGAAAUUCUCAACAAGAGAUCGUGAUAAUGACAAACUCUCAAAUACUUGUCCUCAACAACGUGAAGGUGCUUGGUGGUUUGAACAUUGUAAUUAUUCUCAUCUCAAUGGUCGUUAUUAUACUAAUCCAACUGAUGCUAGUGGGGAAAAUGGAAUUAACUGGCGUGGGUGGAAAGGUAAUAGCUACUCUCUCAAGUUCUCUGAGAUGAAAACUCGUCGUAACAAUUAACUGAUAUUAAUAAUAACUGAGUUUGUGUGAUGCUGAAUUGCUGAUUAUAAUACAUUAUUAUUUUUAAUUGCUGAAUUUUAGUAUACCUUUAAAAAAUGUUUUAGCAAGAUUUAAACAU